UCAGAUAGGGAUAGACAGGGACAAUAAGGCAGCAAUGAAGGGACCAACAGGACUAACAAGAUAGGUAGAGGCAGGCAGAUAAGAAGACAAUGAGCAGCAGAGAAAGUGAGGAACAGCAUCAGAUUUACAGAAAAUAGGGACACAGGGACUUCAGAAGUGACGGGAUGAGUGACACAGAGUGACAGAGCGUGACAGCAGGAAUGAUAAAUCGCUGCAGUGGGGAAGAAAUAAAUCUUUGUAGACAAAGGCACUCCAGAAGUAGCAGCGAGGAGGAGAUACUGCAGCAAUGACAGGGAAUGGGAUAGACAGACUGCAGCAGUGAUAGGAGAGAGAGAGAUAGCGGCUGCAGCAGAAAGGGAGGGAGAUAGAAGGAAAAGGGAGGGAGGGAGAGAUUGCAGAGGAGGGAGAAAAAAUAGUAAAGGAGAAGGAGCCACAGGCAGGGAUUUAAAGAGCAAGACGCCAGCUGAAGUGCAUUGUUGGGCACUGCUUUCCUACUGAGGCACUUCUGAGAGACUGCUGCAAAAAAAAAAAUCACAAAGAAAGAAAGAAAAGGAGGGAAAGUGAGAGACUGCUUUAAGCCCAGGAGGAGACGUUUCCCAAGGCGCCGCUGCCCCAUCAUUCAGGUGCUGCACCUUGAGCAGAACUUGACAGCUCCCAGGAACUGAUGAGUGUGGGCAAAUGAGAAGAGACAGUGCCUGGUCCAGGAGAGAGGGCAAGGCAUACCAUCUGUAACCUUGGGAGGGACUGUUCGGGAAUGGAGAGAGACUGUGCCCAGUAAAGAGACCUAGAAGCACACAACAAGCUGCAAGACUGCCCAACUAGACAGUUGCAGAGGGGAGAAUUUUGUGCUGACUUGCCUGGCCCCGGUCCAAGCCACACUCAGCGCAGGAGGGACACUGUUGGAGGUUCUUUUUUUUUGUAAACACAGAAAGUAGUGAAAAUAACUCAGGAUUAGACAAGACGAAUAACUGCUGUAUAUAUAUAUACACAUAGCGCAUUUCCUGGCAUGAAUAUAUUCUAUAGGAUUUUAUACUAUCACAGAGUCAUAUCAAGCUUGCUGUCUUCUCCAAGGGACUUCACUAAAAGCAGGAGAGUCAUCCAAAAGUGACUUCAUGGACUGACGUCAAACAGUGACUCUUUGGGUUUCUUUUCUUUCUUUGUAAUAACCAAGCACAGUCAGAAUCUCAGCGGUCACCAUGACGGAAAUAACCGAAAGCGACCCGCAGAAUACAGAGCAAAGACCCCUGGGGAGCAGCAUCGGAGGAGGCUGUGGUCUGCCUGAGAGUAAGCUUCAGCGUUUUCGCCGUUCUAUCUCUCUGAAGACAAUCCUACGCAGCAAGAGCGUGGAAAACUUCUUCCAGAGGCCACUCACUGAAUCCAAAAUACCCUCUGAUGUCCUUCUCAGCCCACCUGCCCCUCCGCCUCCCCCCUCUCCACCUCCGGUCCCCAGUGAGGUUCUCCCUCAGACUGAACAGUCCCCCCACCCCUGUCACAAGCCCCUCUCUGUCCUGCAACCUGUCCAAACCCACAGUUUCCAUGAACACGUCUUCAAGAAACAGUGCCCCUGCCACUUGUGCCAUCAGAUAAUUGUCGGAAACUCCAAGCAAGGCCUGCGCUGUAAGAUGUGCAAGAUAGGAGUCCAUCUGUGGUGCUCGGAGGAAGUAUCUCAUCAGCAAUGUCUGGGGAAGAUGUCUUCAUCAUUCAGACGAAACUUCAGCUCUCCUCUCCUGAUACAUGAAACUCAGUCCAGCCCAAAGGAAAUCCCUCCGCCUGCCACUGGUCCAAAAGGCAAAGUGGACCCUGUGUAUGAGACACUGCGCUAUGGAACCUCCCUCGCUCAUUUGAACCGCUCCAGUUGUAGCAGCGUGUCAGAGUCGCCCACCCGCAGUCUGAGUGAGCGGGAGGAGCGGCUAGAGGAUCCAGAGGGCAGCAUUCGAAGUAGCGAAGAAAGUCCCAGUCACCCAGUGUUUCCAGCAGAGACCGAGGCUGCAGUAAGUGAAGAUGCCCGCAGCGUGUCUAGCUUAGCGGCUGCAGGCCGUGCCCGAAAGGAGAUCUCCCCCAUGUACUGCUACGUGGCACUCUACAAGUUCCUUCCUCAAGAAAUCAAUGACCUCCCACUGCAGCCCGGGGACAGAGUAAUGGUGCUGGAUGACUCCAAUGAGGAUUGGUGGAAGGGGAAAUGUGGGGACCGGACUGGAUUCUUUCCUGCAAACUUUGUGCAGAGAGUGCGUUUGGGGGAGACGGUGUGGAAGAGCACAAAAGCGUUCCAGGGCAUCAAGGAACAAGGCCAGCUCUGUCUGAAAGAAGGGCAGGUCUGUGUUGGCGUUGCGAAGCCAGAGACAGAAAGUUUCAUUAAAGUAUCGAGUGGGAAGAAGAAGGGCUUGGUGCCGCAGGAAUGCUUGAUGGAGAUCUGAACGGUCGCUGCUUUAUUAUUUUGGGUUUUUUUUUUAUAAUUGGCAAUAAGAACACUGGAGAAUCAAGGAUCCCAACAUCAAAAUAAUAAGGCACGGAAUUUGCUGCUAUACCACCACUUCUAAUUGUAAAAAAGGAUAACCCAACUCCUGGGUGCCUUAUUACCCUGGCACUGAUACUAUGACAAAACCUUGAAUGCUGCAUAGAGUCUUCCCUUCCCUGUACAUAUGCAAAGAAUAUAUCUAUAUCCGUGCAUUGUGCACAAUUCCACCAGGUGUCUGGGACAUCAUCACUCAGGGCCAACGCUUCAGGGAAAGCCACUUAGAGACCUCAUGCCACCAAAUGUGACAUUAACAGCACUAUCCCCAAUUCAAACCAGCCCUGCAAAUCCAUUGCCUGUGCUCUUCCAGUCAAACAGCACCUCAGGAGUUGGGUUAUCUUCUCCAGCGCCGCCAUUUACAUUACAUCCAUGAAGAUGGACUUUCAUUGAAGAUGAAAAUGAAGACAAGGACUUGUUACAUAUUUCUAGGGGAAAGGGGUUACGGGCACACCAUUAGUUUGGGGAAGGGAUGUGAAGUGGAGGGUGGGAUAUGGUUAAUGGGGACUAGUAGGGUAGGUUUGACAUUUAGGGUUGCCAUGUGGCUGGUAAAGAUGAGGCUUGAUGCCAGUGUUAUUAAUAGGGAAAAAUGAUAAAAAUAUAGGAAGUAGAGAUGCACUAAAUCCGGGAUUCGGUUUGGGAUUCAGCCAAGAUUCUGCCUCUUUCAGCAGGAUUUGGCUGAACCACAGUUCUUUUUGCCCCUUCGGUAGCUUAAUUUGCAGAUUUGCAAAUUAUGAUCUAGACUUGGUUUGGUAUUCAGCUGAACAGUGUCGGACUGGGACCCCAGGGACCCACCAGAAAACCUUAUACCAUAGGCCCAC
Xenopus tropicalis (tropical clawed frog) is the source of this 3330-nucleotide messenger RNA. It is a transcript of the gene stac2, whose product is annotated as SH3 and cysteine rich domain 2. The transcript is spliced from 11 exons. Gene Ontology annotation, molecular function: diacylglycerol binding. Gene Ontology annotation, biological process: positive regulation of protein localization to plasma membrane. Gene Ontology annotation, cellular component: sarcolemma; cytoplasm; cytoplasmic side of plasma membrane. The record is from RefSeq and is a predicted model, not a curated record. Bases 1197 to 2414 code for a protein of 405 amino acids. NCBI's taxonomy places the organism in Eukaryota, Metazoa, Chordata, Amphibia, Anura, Pipidae.